AGCGCCAUCUCUCUAUAGGGCUCUGGGUAGGUGGUGUUAAAGAUGGAGGAAUGAAGAAUUUCGUGUUUCUUGCAAGAAGACGCUUGAGCUCACUUCUUUUACUCUGGAUAAACGUGGACUAAGAUGGAGGCGGACAGUGGAUUGUGAUACUCGUAUGGGACAAAACAGUUCGCAGAUUGGCAGAAUGACGUCACCCGUCUGUGUGAUUGUGGUGGGAGCUGGUAGUCGAGGGGAGAACUACUCCCAGUUUGCUUCUAUUCAUCCUAAACGCAUGAAGGUUGUCGCAGUAGCUGAUCCAAGAAAGUUUGCUCGCACCAAACUGCAACAGCAGCACAAAAUCGAAGAUAAAAAUGUAUUUGAAGACUGGCAGAGUAUAGCUGAAAGAGAAAAGUUUGCCGAUGCCGUGUUAAUUUGCACUCCAGAUCGUGUUCAUAAGGAUCCUGCUGUGGCCUUUGCAAAGAAGGGCUACCACAUCCUUUUGGAGAAACCCAUGGCAACAACUGCAGAGGACUGCACAGCGAUAGUGGAGGCUUGUACUCAAAAUGGCGUCAUGCUGUCGGUGGGCCACGUUCUCCGAUAUGACCCAGUUAUUCACAAAAUAAAGGAGCUCAUUGAUGCUGGAGUGAUUGGCCAUGUGAUCCAUAUACAGCACCUGGAGCCGGUUGGAUUUUAUCACUUUGCUCAUUCAUUUGUUCGAGGGAAUUGGAGGAAUGAAGCAGAAAGCUCUUUUGCCCUGCUUGCAAAAUCUUGCCAUGACAUCGACCUAAUACAUCACUGGGCUGGAGCGCGCAGAUGUGUAAAAGUCUCAUCAUUUGGAUCUGUCAGCCACUUCCAAAAAGAAAAGAAGCCAACAGGUGCUGGAAAUCGCUGCCUGGACUGUUCCAUAGAAAGACAGUGCCCGUACUCAGCAUGCAAAAUCUACCUGGACAGAGUGAAACGAGGUCACACUGGGUGGCCAGUAUCAGUCAUAUGCUCCAACUCGUUACCCGACAUCGAAUCAGUAACGGAGGCUCUGAGGACUGGACCGUACGGCCGCUGUGUCUAUGAGUGUGACAAUGAUGUCUGCACCAACCAGGUUGUCAACAUGGAGUUUGAAGGCGGGUUGACAGCAGCCUUCUCGAUGGUGGCGUUCACUGAGGAGAUAUGCAACCGAAAAACAACCAUUUAUGGCAGCAAGGGGGAGUUGUGCUAUAGCGACCAAGAGAUUCGUGUGUUUGACUUUCUGACUGAAAAAACAACAAAGCACACAGCAAGCUGUGAUGCGCUCAGACACUAUGGCAUGGGUGGGCAUGGUGGGGCAGACUACCACCUCAUGAACGCCUUCAUUUCUGCUGUGGCAAAUAAUGAUCCGUCCCUGAUUCGAUCAGGACCUGAGGAAACGCUGGUGAGCCAUUUGCUUGUGUUUGAAGCUGAGCGAUCGCGAGUGGAGAACAGGGUGGUGUACUGCGAGGACUAUAGUCGGAGCUAAAAAGAUGACAAAGCAUUAGUAUGUUUGUUAUAACUACUAAAGAAUGAAACUGGUAUUUUGUGCCAGCAUGAGUACAAAUGAAAGGCCCUAAAUCUUGAAUGGUGUGUAAUAAUUUGAUAGCAGUUUGUGUUUG
Nematolebias whitei (Rio pearlfish) is the source of this 1601-nucleotide messenger RNA. RefSeq lists its product as uncharacterized. The transcript is spliced from 14 exons. The coding region runs from base 155 to 1468 and encodes 437 amino acids. Lineage: Eukaryota; Metazoa; Chordata; Actinopteri; Cyprinodontiformes; Rivulidae. Gene Ontology annotation, molecular function: nucleotide binding. The record is from RefSeq and is a predicted model, not a curated record.